UAUCAACACCUCACCUUGGCCUGGUCACUCCUCAAAUCCAAGAAACCACAUCCCCACUUCUCCGUCGCCAUGGCUCUCUCGUCCCUCUUCGCCACCUUCCCUCUCCCGGUCCCGAAGAUGCCCGACACCUCCAAAUCAAGCCGCUUCCUCCCGAUCCGGGCCUCCGCCGCCGCCGCCGCCGCCGCCACCGCGUCCCCAUCUUUUGACCUGCGCCGCUACUGGACCUCGCUGAUCUCGGAGGUUGAGGGCGAGCUUGAUGCCGCGAUGCCCAUCCGCCCGCCGGAGAGCAUCCACAACGCCAUGCGCCACGCCGUCUUCCCCGGUGCCGGGAAGGAGGGCUCCGCCAAGCGCGCGCCCCCGGUGCUCUGCGUCGCCGCCUGCGAGCUCCUCGGCGCGCCGCGCGCCGCGGCGCUCCCUACCGCCGCCGCGCUCGAGAUGCUCCACGCGGCGUCGCUAGUCCACGACGACCUGCCCUGCUUCGACGCCGCGCCCACCCGCCGCGGCCGCCCGUCCACCCACGCCGCCUACGGCACCGACAUGGCCGUCCUCGCGGGCGACGCGCUCUUCCCCCUCGCCUACACCCACGUCAUCGCCCACACCCCCUCCCCGGACCCCGUGCCCCACGCCGUCCUCCUCCGCGUCCUCGCGGAGCUCGCGCGCACCGUCGGAUCCACCGGCAUGGCCGCCGGCCAGUUCCUGGACCUUGCCGGCGCCACUGCUCUCGGCGAGGCCGAGGUAAUGCAGGUCCUGACCAAGAAGUUCGGCGAGAUGGCCGAGUGCUCGGCUGCCUGCGGCGCUAUGCUUGGUGGCGCGGGUCCUGACGAAGAGGCAGCAUUACGGCGAUACGGCCGCACCAUCGGCGUCCUCUACGAGCUCGUCGACGACAUCAGGAGUGCGUCGGGGAACGGUAAGAUGAGGAGCAAUGCCAGCGUCCUGCGCGCGCUCGGCAUGGACCGUGCGCUCGGCAUCGUGGAGGAGCUCAAGGCGCAGGCCAAGACGGAGGCGGAAAGGUUCGGCGAUAAGUACGGCGAUCGGGUGCUGCCCUUGUACAGCUUCGUGGACUACGCCGUGGAGAGGGGGUUUGAGCUUCAGGAUGCAGCUGCAAGGCCUUAAGCGUGGAUGGAAGAACAUCGGAGCAGGUGACAUCUAGAGUAUUUGAACUCUAAAUUUGUACUAUAUGUGUUUAGAACAUUAGGUGCGUGGUUGAUGUUUCUGUUCAAAACAUAACAAGUUCAGAAGUUCUUGGAAUAAGAUGGGAUAUAUUAAAAACCUUUAUGUGCUUAUUGCUAUAUUGCUAAAUACCAAUAAUGCUCUGUCUUCA
Messenger RNA from Lolium perenne, 1321 nucleotides. Its product is annotated as heterodimeric geranylgeranyl pyrophosphate synthase small subunit, chloroplastic. The record is from RefSeq and is a predicted model, not a curated record. Gene Ontology annotation, biological process: isoprenoid biosynthetic process. NCBI's taxonomy places the organism in Eukaryota, Viridiplantae, Streptophyta, Magnoliopsida, Poales, Poaceae. Gene Ontology annotation, molecular function: prenyltransferase activity.